UUUUCCACUGAGCUGUGCUUUAGGAUGAAUGGAAUAAAAGGAGGUGAAAAGAGACGAAACGUUACUUUGCCUACUUCUGCUGCUCAUACAACACUACUCAGCAUCCAGUUUUGUCACGAUGGAGCCUGCCAUUAAUGUACUAGUCUCCCAGUUCAAGACUUUUGCUGGCAAAGAUGGCCCAUCACACACCUUGAGCAAAGAAGAAUUUCAAAGCCUAGUAGCAUCCCAACUACCAAACUUUGUCAAGAAUGCUGCUGAUCCAGCAGUGAUUGACCAUCUUAUGGGCUCAUUGGAUGUAAACAAUGACGGGGAACUGACUUUUCAAGAAUUCUGGCAGCUGAUUGGCAAGCUGGCAAGCAAGCAUGGUGGCUAUAGCCAAUAAAUGUACAGAAAAAAAUUUUUCAAUUGUAUCCCCAUUAUGUUUUCAAGCAUUAAGGUCAACCUUGUGCCCUUCUGGGCUAGCUUUAAUACAGAGAUUUUAGUUAUUCAUUGACCAAGGCAGGUGAUGUGAAAUAAAAGAAACUAUUGUUUUAUUCUCAA
This is a messenger RNA of Electrophorus electricus (electric eel), 540 nucleotides long. RefSeq names its product S100 calcium binding protein A11 (gene s100a11). Gene Ontology annotation, molecular function: calcium ion binding; calcium-dependent protein binding; transition metal ion binding. Gene Ontology annotation, cellular component: perinuclear region of cytoplasm. NCBI's taxonomy places the organism in Eukaryota, Metazoa, Chordata, Actinopteri, Gymnotiformes, Gymnotidae. The record is from RefSeq and is a predicted model, not a curated record.